This is a messenger RNA of Pteropus alecto (black flying fox), 2149 nucleotides long. It is a transcript of the gene ZYX, whose product is annotated as zyxin. NCBI's taxonomy places the organism in Eukaryota, Metazoa, Chordata, Mammalia, Chiroptera, Pteropodidae. Bases 12 to 1745 code for a protein of 577 amino acids. The transcript has 9 exons. Gene Ontology annotation, biological process: transforming growth factor beta receptor signaling pathway; integrin-mediated signaling pathway. The record is from RefSeq and is a predicted model, not a curated record.
CCGGCCUGGCCAUGGCGGCCCCCCGCCCGUCUCCCGCGAUCUCCGUCUCGGUCUCGGCUCCGGCUUUUUACGCCCCGCAGAAGAAGUUCGGCCCGGUAGUGGCCCCAAAGCCCAAAGUGAAUCCUUUCCGGCCCGGGGACAGCGAGGCUCUCCCGGCCGCCGGGGCCCAGCGCGCACAGAUGGGCCGGGUGGGCGAGAUCCCCCCGCCGCCCCCGGAAGACCUUCCCUUACCGCCCCCGCCCCUCCUUGGGGAUGGCGACGAAGCGGAGGGCUCCCUGGGAGGUGCCUUCCCACCUCCUCCUCCCCCGAUCGAGGAGCCAUUUCCCCUUGCACCUCUGGAGGAGGAGAUCUUUCCUUCCCCGCCGCCUCCGCUGGAGGACGAGGGAGGGUCUGAGGCCCCCGUCCCGCUCCCACCACAGCCCAGGGAGAAGGUGAGCAGUAUUGAUCUGGAGAUAGACUCGUUGUCGUCACUGCUGGAUGACAUGACCAAGAAUGAUCCCUUCAAAGCCCGGGUGUCAUCUGGAUACGUACCCCCACCCGUCUCCACUCCGUUCAUUUCCAAGACCAGUACUAAGCCUGCAGCUGGGGGCGCAGCACCAGUGCCUCCUUGGAAGACCCCUUCCAGCUCCAAGCCUGUGCCCCCAGCUCAGGCUCAGCCUCCCAGCCAGGCACAGUUCCAUGUGCAGCCCCAGGCCCAGGCCCAGGCCCAGGCCCAGGCCAAGCCUCAGGUCCAGCUCCACGUCCAGCCCCAGCCUCAGCCUGUGCCUUUGGCGAACAGUCAGCCCCGAGGUCCCCCAGCCCCAUCUCCAGCCCCUAAGUUUUCUCCAGUGACUCCCAAGUUUACUCCUGUGGCUUCCAAGUUCAGCCCUGGAGCCCCAGGUGGACCUGGGUCACAGCCCAAUCAAAAGUUAGGGCCCCCUCAAGCUCCCUCUUCCACUGGCGCAGGCUCCCCUCAGCCCCCCAGCUUCACCUACGCUCAGCAGAGGGAGAAGCCCCGAGUGCAGGAGAAGCAGCACCCAGUGCCCCCGCCGGCUCAAAACCAAAACCAGGUGCGCUCCCCGGGGGGCCCAGGACCUCUGACUCUGAAAGAGGUGGAGGAGCUGGAGCACCUGACCCAGCAGCUGAUGCAGGACAUGGAACAUCCUCAGAGGCAGAACGUGGCCGUCAGCGAGUCCUGCGGCCGGUGUCACCAGCCCCUGGCACGUGCGCAGCCCGCGGUUCGCGCUCUGGGGCAGCUGUUCCACAUCACCUGCUUCACCUGCCACCAGUGUGAGCAGCAGCUGCAAGGACAGCAGUUCUACAGCCUGGAGGGGGCGCCAUACUGCGAGGGCUGCUAUACUGACACCCUGGAGAAGUGCAACACCUGUGGGCAGCCCAUCACUGACCGCAUGCUGAGGGCCACGGGCAAAGCCUACCACCCACAGUGCUUCACCUGUGUGGUCUGUGCCUGCCCCCUGGAGGGCACCUCCUUCAUCGUGGACCAGGCCAAUCGGCCGCACUGCGUCCCCGACUACCACAAGCAGUACGCGCCCAGGUGCUCGGUGUGCGCGGAGCCCAUCAUGCCCGAGCCUGGCCGCGAGGAGACUGUGCGCGUGGUCGCUCUGGACAAGAACUUCCACAUGAAGUGCUACAAGUGUGAGGACUGUGGGAAGGCACUGUCCAUUGAGGCGGAUGACAACGGCUGCUUCCCCCUGGACGGCCAUGUGCUCUGCCGGAGGUGCCACACUGCCCGGGCCCAGACCUGAGUGGGGACCGCGCCCCACCCCCUCCACUGCGGACCACCCCACUGAGACCGCCUGGCCCGCCACUUGCUCUUCCCCCUCUUGUUUUUGAUGUCUCGCCCGUCCUUCCACCCAGUAUCCCAGCGCCCCAGAAGGCCCUGGGUUUCCAGUCUAACCCUCUCCUGCAGGGACCGCCCACCAUCCUCCAGGUACCCCACCUGAGGGGGUGCUGCUGCUUGCGCUGCUGCACCGAUGCCCCGGCUGGCCCCGAGCAGCCUCUCCUCUGCUUGCUGAGGGCCCGGAGCGCCCUGACCUGUGGGGAGGCCGGGCCGGGCCGGGCCGGGCCGAGCUGGCCUGGACAUUCCUACCCGCCCCUGUGCUGCCAGGUUGUGGCUAUAGCUACAAAUAAAACACCUUGUUUUCCAGAA